AUGCUUAUGGAACCGAUUUAUUCAAAGUAUCCGCUGGACAAGCUCGGAACUGUUCGCUUCCUUCUGCCAGAAACGCGAGGAGAAUGCGGCUCCCUUCGCUACCGAUUCACAGUACAGUCAUUGGAUCAGGCUGUACACUAUGCCGCACUUUCAUACGUCUGGGGCGAUCCUAAAUGUUGCGGCGCUAUCCUCAUUGACGGCGUCGUGAGCCACAUCACGCAAAAUUUACUCUUCGCUCUCGAGAAGAUCGACAAGUUACUGGAAUUCAACAUCAAAGAAAGUAACUCGGGUCCAAUUCUACUGUGGGCAGAUCAAGUCUGUAUUGAUCAAUUGAACCCGGAUGAGCGUGCAUCGCAGGUCUCCAUGAUGGGGACCAUUUAUUCUCGCGCAGAGCGUGUGUUCGCUUGCUUGGGAGACUCAGACGCUGCAGAAGAUGUGGCUUCUAUGGUGGAACAGGUUACGUGUCUGAUCGAGGGAGACGUCGCUCGAUACGAUGGACUCUUAAAGAUACCUCCAAUGGAUAGCGAAGGAUUAGCCAUCUUCGAUCGAUUCAACUGGGCUGCUUUCCGCGACAUGCUGCUCCUGCCAUAUUUCAGCCGGGUAUGGAUCAUCCAGGAAAUCGGCCUUUCCCGGCAUGGAGUUGUUCUCUACGGAAACUCUCACUUCACACUAGAUCAACUCAUGCUGCUACUUGCUUGGCUCUCGCAUCCGGGACACAGGAUUCGUCAGCUACACGGGCUCUCUGGUUGGACGACACAUCAGAUCUGGAUAUCCUUUGACACGGAUAAGAGGAACAACACUGCGACAUCCGUACCUCUCGACUUUCUCGACAUUCUCAGCAACGUCUCGUAUAGAUACAAGGCCUCGGACUCCCGCGAUUACAUUUUUGGUCUACUUUGCCACCCGUCAAUCAACGUCCAAUCUCAUGAACGAGUGCCACCCCAGUCGUUGAUUAUACGCCCAGACUACAGAGCUACCGUGGAGACUGUUUUCCUGGACUUUGCCAUAUCUUGGCUCAAAUAUACAAGCAAACCGUACCUCCUCAGCUGUGUCAACCAUGCACCAACCAUCGCCUGCGAGAAGGUAUGCCCCUCAAGUUCAAUACCACAACUCGACCUCCCAUCGUGGUGUCCACGUUGGGACUACAACCCGCUGGGAGGAACACGGCUCAGUGUUGAGCGAACGAGAUCUUGGUACGCAGCUUCCGCAGACUCGUCAUUCUGUUUUCGGCUACAAUCACGAAAUCGACUAGAGGUAAAAGGAAUUGUAUAUGACGAGAUCGCCCAGACUUUUCCUAGUCUUGAUGAAGUGGUGAUUCCCAUUGAUAGACAGACAAGAUCAGAUGAGACAGACCUUACUGUCGAGGAACUCUCCAUAGCACUGAAGCUGAGCUAUUUAUGCGGAAGGAUCCUCCAAUGCAUCAGCCUCAAAUUCAGUCUUGAUGACGAGGAUACCAUAUUCGACUUCGCCUCUACAGUUCUUGCUGGGUCAUGGAACUACACAGAUACGAUAGCAGACAGGGCUGCCCAAGUGGCAAACAUCAAAGCAAUCUCGGGCAUAUCAAACAACGGGAACAUGCUCGCGAUCCCAGACGAAUUCACACUCGCCCUCAAAACCCUGCAGUCGCGUUGCGAACACCUGGAACCAUUGGGCAUCGGAGGAAAUACUGCAUCAUUCGUUAAGAAUACCCAAUACACGAUAUCCUCUCGGAGACUAUUUCUAACAAAGAGGGGCUGUAUCGGACUUGGCUCGACGAUCGUUUCCCCCGGUGACAUUUGCUGCAUCAUAGCAGGGGCCAAUGUUCCCUAUACUUUGAGACCAUCGAACCGAGAAACGUACUCGAUGAUUGGCGAGUGUUAUGUUCAAAGUAUUAUGCAUGGGGAAGUGGUAAGAAAACUCGAUGAGCAGAUGCCGCAUUGGUGCGAAGUCCUACUAGAAUAA
Molecule: messenger RNA, 1941 nt
Organism: Alternaria incomplexa
Lineage: Eukaryota; Fungi; Ascomycota; Dothideomycetes; Pleosporales; Pleosporaceae
Exons: 1
Coding region: 1-1941 (646 amino acids)
Source: RefSeq, a predicted model, not a curated record